Messenger RNA from Corylus avellana, 1473 nucleotides. Its product is annotated as 12-oxophytodienoate reductase 2-like. Gene Ontology annotation, molecular function: FMN binding; oxidoreductase activity. The record is from RefSeq and is a predicted model, not a curated record. NCBI's taxonomy places the organism in Eukaryota, Viridiplantae, Streptophyta, Magnoliopsida, Fagales, Betulaceae.
AACCCCCAAGCCUCAUUGCAUACAUCUCACAGACAUCACCGACGGGUAACAAGAUCCUUUUGCGUUUGCAUAAAUACCCAAUUGGGUAUUGCGCGCUUUUCAGUUCCACUUCUCUUGGAAGGCAAAGUACGAGCGCAAAGUAGAAGAACAGGAAAAGGAAUAGAAUCAUUUUAGAAAUGGCAGCUGAAGUUCCAACAAUUCCUCUGCUUACUCCUUACAAACUGGGGAAGUUCAACCUGUCUCAUAGAGUAGUUUUGGCACCAAUGACCAGAUUGGGAUCUUAUGGCAACGUUCCUCAGCCUCAUGCUAUUUUAUAUUAUUCUCAGAGAACCUCUAAAGGCGGUUUUCUAAUAGCUGAAGCGACUGGAGUUUCUGACACUGCUCAGGGGUAUCCUAAUACACCUGGUAUAUGGACAAAAGAGCAAGUUGAAGCAUGGAAACCCAUCGUAGAUGCUGUUCAUGCCAAAGGUGGAAUCUUCUUUUGUCAGAUUUGGCAUGUGGGGAGGGUUUCAAAUCAAGAUUUUCAGCCAAAUAGGCAAGCUCCAAUUUCUUCUACAGACAAGCCUAUGACCCCAUUCGAUGGCUCACAGCCGACUCCUCCGCGGCGGCUAAGGACAGAUGAAAUUCCUCAAAUUGUCAAUGAUUUUAGAGUUGCCGCAAUGAAUGCUAUUGAAGCUGGUUUUGAUGGAGUUGAGAUCCAUGGGGCUCAUGGUUACCUCGUUGACCAAUUUAUGAAAGAUGGAGUGAAUGAUCGAACAGACCAAUAUGGUGGAUCUCUUGAAAAUCGUUGCCGGUUUGCUUUGGAAGUAGUCGAAUCUGUUGCUAAUGAGAUAGGAGCGGACAGAGUUGGAAUAAGGCUAUCUCCUUUUGCAGACUAUAUGGAAUCUGGAGACUCUAAUCCAAAAGCAUUGGGACUUUACAUGGCGGAGUCUUUAAACAAAUAUGGGAUUCUUUAUUGCCAUAUGGUUGAGCCAAGAAUGAAGUCAGUUGAUGAAAUAGUUGAAUCCCCACAUAGUCUUCUGCCAAUGAGAAAGGCAUUUAGGGGUACUUUCCUUGUUGUUGGGGGUUAUAACAGGGAAGAUGGGAACAACGCUAUCGCUGAAAACCGUGCAGAUCUUGUUGUUUAUGGUCGUCCGUUUUUAGCCAAUCCAGAUUUGCCUAGGAGAUUUGAGCUCAAUGCUCCGCUCAACAAGCACAACAGAGAAACAUUCUACACAUUUGAUCCUGUUAUUGGUUAUACUGAUUAUCCAUUUCUUGAAGACACUGCAUAGGUUUGCAAAGGAGCCUAUGGGAAUUUAAAUUGUCUAAAUUUACCCCUCUUUUAAAUCCAAUGUAUUUUUAGUGUGUAUUCUCUUGUAUUGUACAAGAGCAAGAAAAACUCUUAAUAACUUCACAGCGCAAGAGUUGCACAUUUGGUGGAGCUGAUAUGCCUGAGUAAUAAUUUGAAAUGCCAUUUGGCCAUUACAUAUUGAG